Molecule: messenger RNA, 648 nt
Organism: Momordica charantia (bitter melon)
Lineage: Eukaryota; Viridiplantae; Streptophyta; Magnoliopsida; Cucurbitales; Cucurbitaceae
Source: RefSeq, a predicted model, not a curated record
UUACUCUGUUCGUAUCUAAUUUUUUGCUAGUAAAAUGGAAGUGAUAAGUUAUUGGGAGCCUGUUGUCUCUGCAGAAUCAAACUCCAAGAGUAAGGAAACGAAGAGCCAGAACACAUCAAGCAGAGAAGCGAGUUCGUUUAAUCAGGAACAAAUUGCACACCCAUGUCAUCUUAGUUCUUCAAUCUACUAUGGUGGUCAGGAUGUGUAUCCCCACCCCCACAAUACCCAAAACCCUGCAACUGGAUUGAACUCUUCCAUUAAGAAAGAUGGGGAAGAAGAUGAUGAUGAUUCGGGUGGUGCUUCCAGAGGAAACUGGUGGAAAGGCUCUCUCUACUACUGAGAAUCUCACCUGCCGGUCAUGGCAUCAUCCCCCAUCAAGGUACAUAAGAACCUCUAAUAUCUAGGACAUCUUAUCGUUACAUCUUCCAACACAGAACCAGCAUGAAUUAUUAAGUUAAGUAAUGUUUAAAGUAUGUACAUAUAUAAUAUGCUUCUGUAUUUGGUAUGGAGAAAUGGAUAUGGAGACGGGGGAAUCUGGAACUGCUUGCGAAUAUUAUAUAUCCUUAGCCUCGUAUGCUGCUUAUCUUUUAUCACCUUAAUUAUCCGAGGAAUGAUUCUUAGAUGUUUCUUAAAAUGGUGAAAAUGUGU